Morone saxatilis (striped sea-bass) is the source of this 4429-nucleotide messenger RNA. It is a transcript of the gene fut9a, whose product is annotated as fucosyltransferase 9a. Gene Ontology annotation, molecular function: alpha-(1->3)-fucosyltransferase activity. NCBI's taxonomy places the organism in Eukaryota, Metazoa, Chordata, Actinopteri, Moronidae. The coding region runs from base 685 to 1767 and encodes 360 amino acids. The record is from RefSeq and is a predicted model, not a curated record. The transcript has 3 exons. Gene Ontology annotation, cellular component: membrane.
GGUAAACAGUGCAAGGUAGCGCAUGGGCAGCCAGCAGGGAAUUAUUCCACAUCGCAUCACAUCCCUGAGCAUACAUGGCGUCCUCACACACCGAGCCAUGAAUUUAGUGUGCAUGCUGACGGGGUAGCCGCCAAUCUUUUUGUUUUUUUUUUUUUACAUUUUUGUUGCAGCCAUCAUUCGUUGCGUCGGUGUGCAGCAGCGGGGAAGAUUCAGCGCACAUUGCUACAGUAGGUACCAUCAGUUUCUGGAUCAAGACGAUGGAUGUGGGCUCAUCCGGAUCUAUUCCUGCAAAUACGGGGGACGGGCGCGAUUUUUUAUUCCAAACGCAUCCACAUCUUCCGUAUGUUGCAAGGUGUUUUUGAAAAAAGGGUACGGACUUCUGGAGGAAAUGAGAAGAAAGGUCUAUUUUGACUCACGCCUGUCGAGAUGGAGGCAUCAUUAAGAAGACCUGUACGUUCAAGAUCAAACACACCUCAUUAGAUCAUUACGGAUCAUUGUUAUUCUGCGUAAGGGCAAAAGAGGCAUUUCUUAGCCGUGACCUGCAAACGUUUUUGUCUAUGAGCACUGAAUCACAAAGAAGAUUGAUCCCACCGUCGACCCAAUGUAGGAACUGCUCCCUCCGAUUCCCGCAACCUCUAUUCUUGCUUGGAUUUCAGCAUUCAGUCAAAUCCACCAGGACAGAGUAUGCCAUCUGCACCUUUUCACAGAAUCCUACGACCCCUUCUACUCGGAACUUUUAUACUGGGAUGCUUUGUGACUCUGUUUUUGAUGUAUUUUAAACCAUCCACCAGCUGGUUAUCGGGUCCUGUAGAGUCAACAGUAUCCACAGACCGGGUCAAGAACCUCUUCUCUACCAAGAGCGAUAAAAACGUGACCACCGUGCUGAUCUGGCUCUGGCCUUUCGGACAAACCUAUGACCUGAGCGUGUGCAGCUCUCUCUUCAACAUUGAGGGCUGUUUCAUCACAGCGGACAGGAACCUCUUCAACAAGUCAGAUGGGGUCGUCAUCCAUCACCGAGACAUCUGCACUGACCUGUCCAACCUGCCGCCAGUCCAGCGACCAUCCUUCCAGAAGUGGAUAUGGAUGAACUUGGAGUCACCGUCACACUCUUCCCAGCUGCCUGGGAUCGAGAACAUGUUCAAUCUGACUCUCAAUUACCGUCAGGAUGCUGACAUUGAAGUGCCUUAUGGGUCCAUUGUAGCAGCGGAGGGCGAUGAAGACUUUGUCCCACCCAGCAAAAACAAGCUGAUCUGCUGGAUUGUGAGCAACUGGAACCAGGACCACGUGCGGGUGAAAUACUACAAUGAGCUGUACAAACACAUUGAGGUUCACGCGUAUGGACAAGCCUUCGGGGAGUACAUCUCUGACCAAGACUACUUCCCCACCAUCGCCAGCUGUAAGUUCUACCUGGCUUUUGAGAACUCCAUCCACAAGGACUACAUUACUGAAAAACUGUACAACCCACUCUCUGUGGGGACAGUGCCAGUGGUUCUUGGCCCGCCCAGGCAGAACUACGAGAACUUUAUCCAGGGAGACGCCUUCAUCCACGUGGACGACUUCACCUCGCCCAAGGAGCUGGCUGAUUACCUGCUGCUCCUGGACAAGAACGAGGAAAUGUACCUCAGGUACUUUGAGUGGCGGCGGCACUUUAAAGUAAAGAAGGCCUAUUUCUGGGCAGAGCACACAUGCCUGGCUUGUGAUUACCUGCGUAGGCACAAGGAGUACAAGGCAUUCAAUAACCUUGACAAGUGGUACUGGGGCGGAUAGUGUUGUGAAGGGCUAUGCAGUGCUUGUUUUGUCGUUGAAGGCAGUGCUUUAAGAUUUUUUGUCCUUCGGUUAACAUGAAGGUUCAUUACUGUUCUGUCCCGGGCUCCCGAAUGAUGUUUUUCUAUUGGUUCAGUGGCACAGUGAGAGAUCCAUCUUGUUUUUUUAUUUGCAAGCCAGUUUUGCUCAGCCUUACUUUGCCUUUUGUGUUAUUCAUUUAUUAUUUAUUUUUUAUGAAUUACAAAUGCACUUCAUUUUUUACUGUUAUUUCCACUCAUGUUUUGCUUAACAUGCCCACAUUUGCUGCUAUUUUUUUUGUUUUUAUUUUCUAUUAGUAUGAAUGCGUGAUUGUGUGGAUGUUCCUGUACAACAAAUAACAUUCAUGAUAAAAGGUUGUUGUUUUUUUCUUUAAAUAUUAUCUUUUCAGGAAGUGGCACACAGCGGACAUCGGAAUAGUGUUGGCUGCAGAAGAAGACUGACACAAAAAGUACAAAUAUUUAUGUAAUAUUUAUUCAAGUGAGGCAUUAUAUGAUAAAAAAAAAAACAAUCUCAUCUGUGCUAGUGAUGCAGUCACCUAUGCAGUGUUUACUGAACUCAAAUGUGAAAGUAGUUCAAUUGUGUCAUGUACAUAUUGUGUAUUUUUGGAAUUAUGUAGCUGUCAUUUUUUCCGUUUUUUGUAAUUUUGCAUCUGCACUGCAAACCCAACUGUUACCUAUCUUUACAUAUGUACAGUAAGACAGACGGUCAUCGUAUUAUGUGGCUGUAGAUGGCAUACGGUGAUCAUUACCCCGGUGGUCUCCGACAGCAGAUGUGACUCUGUGCUAUGCGAGAGGGAGGUUACUAUUUUAAUCAUGUUGUGAAUUGUUCAUUGUCACAUGUGAGUGUGACACAGUGCAGUUGGAAUCCUGUGUGAGUGAGGAUAGUACAGUACGGAGCCUUGUACUGCAAUAUGGAACUCCUGCCCUUCUCAUUAUGAAGCAGUCUGAUUUGACCAACAAAAGUCUGAAAUUUUUAACUGAAUACAGUGACAGGAAAUAGUACACAGAGUCUAUUGUAUUGUGUCAUUCCACAAUGUGACCUAAAAUUUUUUUUAAAAUUUACAGUUGAAGUGGGUGUGAAUUGGGAUCAGAUCAAGUGAGAAAACGCCCAUAUGUUUGGGACCUGUAAAGAACAAUGUGAAAGAUAUAAAAUGUUAGCGAUUAUUAUCUGUCUUUGAAUCAUCACACCUGGGAGUUAGAGGUUGCAUGUGAACAAUAUUUUUCAGAUUUUCUUUUUGUUUACACCUGUUUACAGUUAACCACUCAAGAUCACACUAAGACAGCUCAGCAUCUGUACAUAUCACAUCACUUUUAAAUGUCAAAACAGCUAAUCCAUGAACAAUGCAUCUCAACAGCACUCAGCAGCUAUUGACAUGAUGGUUAAGUUUCUACAGAAAGUACUGUGCAAAACCAUGUCAACAUUUUAUGCAAGAUGAGCCGCCGUCUUCUUGGUCAAAGUACUCAAACAUGUUUCAGGUUCAGGUUUCAUUUUGAUAUUUCUUCACUGUCAAAGGGACCAUUGAUGUAAAUUAUAAUGAAUUCAGUUAUUUUUCUUAUGGAAUCUGGUUGCAAAUGCCAUAGUGAAACCUGUAUAUAAACCUUGUAGUGAACUGAAUCAUCAUCAGGAUCAAACCAGCCCACUAACACAGAUCAUUCCUGUAUGUGCACCAGACUGAGGGAACUCCAAUGGUGUUUGCAUUCAUGGAGAAAAGAAACAAUGUGUUGUAUAUAUUUUUAAUGUUCAAAUCUCUUUAUAACAUGCAAGUGUCGUCAGGCAGUGAAUGUGAUUUCGCUGCACUUUGUAAGUAAUGUUGGUGCUUCAAAAGGCUGUGAAUCAAGGCGAAAGGAGAGAGACACUUGAAAAGGUUAACGUCAGACAAUGGUUUUAGUGUUGUGAGGAGGAUGUUUUCAUCAAGGGAGGCAAUUUUACACUGAAUAUUUUUUUGAUUAGGCAGUAAUUCUGUUGGCUUGACCUAAAUGGAAAAAGCCUGUCCAAAAUGCAGCAGAGAAAUAGCACUUUUAUUCAUGUGGAGUUGUGUGACUCACUGUGCUGGUGCCUGUCUUAGAUGGAGCUAUUGUGAGUCCAGUAACUGUCAUCCAAGACUUCGGUUGUCACACAGAUUAACUAUGAAACUGCCACUCAUGGUUUCAUAUUGUACAGUCCAAUCUCAUGUAUGAAAACAAAGGUUUCUUGUCCAAUGUGGUUGGUGACUUUAAGGAUCAAAAGAUAUGUUUAGUUUUUUUAGCGUUGUCUGUCUUUUUCAUACUCUCUUCCUUUCUCUCUUUUUGCACAAAAACAACAUGAGGAGCCGUGGCUUCCCUGUCCCCUGUCUGAGUCUGUGAGUGUGUCACAGCACCAGAAAGUGAAUCAGGAUGUCUCUGGAUACUGUCUGACCUGGCACUGAUUUUGCUGGAGUCCUCAAAAACUCUGCAUACAGAGUGGGAUGAAAUCUUUGUGUGUGGUUGAACGUGAAGAUUUCUCCAGAAAUGCUUAUUUUCUGCCAGUUCACUGAAAUUAUCAGUGAGUCAAUCAGUAUGUAAGUUUUUUGCCAAAUCACUGUAUUUUGCCAAAUGUUGUGUUUUACUGUAGAUGUCUGAUAGUGUCAAAGAAAAUAAAGAUAUGGCCA